CUCGGUCAGUUCGUCUGUGUCGCUUCGACGAGUAGCAUCAGAAAUAUUUCCUCCUCUAGAGCGGAACCGCCGUGCCGAGUAAGGAACUGUAACAGUAGUCAGUAUCAGUGAAUUUUUGAAGAGAGCGGUGUGGCAUUUCUUAGACGAGAACACGCCUCGUGCAGUGAGUGAUUGCUAACAGCCGACGACGGUUUGAUUCUGCCGGAUCUGAUCUAGUGUUCCGCAUUGUGGGUAGGGUGCCUGUCUGCCAAACUGAAAGAAUUUUUGUCUGAACAGGAAACAAAGGAAGAGUAAGACGAAAGUGAAAAGCUUCUUGAGUAAAUUAAAAACAUUCUUCGGAAGAGUAGCGCACUUGCAAAAAAGGCCUUGGGAUUCAAGAGUCUCCGCGAAUGAAGUGCUGAACCGGCUCGCACCGAGCACAGCUUUAAGGACAUUAAAGUGUUUUCGUGUGCGCCUGUUUGAGGCGAAGCAGCCGGAAACGAGAGUGAGUGAACUGAACGUAGUGGAACGGAGGAGUUUUGAGUUCUGGAAGCAACGCACACAACUACGAAAGGAAAACUGACGCUGUACCGGUUGGGAGAGAUGCCCUCGCUGCAACAGACUAGCUUUAAGGAUUGGCCCAGCCCAGAUAUUGCACGAUCAUUGACCGGUCCAGAUAUCCUGCAAAAACACUCGAUCAAUUCACUUCUUCUGGAACACAAUGAAAUUAUCAGUCGAGGGUUACCAUCUCCGAUCGAAGCAGACAAUGUGUCAUUUUCCGACAUCUUGGGCUCAUCACAAUCAUCGCAAUCUACCUCCACCUCAUCGUCGCUGGGUACCAACAGUAGCAUCAACAGCAGCGGUGGCCACCAGCAACAACCCUCGCUGGCAUCGUUCUCGUCGAUUUCCUCCAUCGGUUGCCCGGAUAGUGCCAGCAUUCUCGGGUCGAGCCUAAGUGGACCGAACACAGGAUCCUCGCCCGUUAUCAACACCAGCAAUCCGUUCAACUUCUCCGGAUUGUCCAUGUCCAGUUCUAGCCUAAACUCGCCGGAAAUCGGUGGCAACGGUAGCAGUGGUGGAGGUGGUGGCGGCGGUGGUGGCCAAUCGCCAACCUACUAUGGCAGUGGUAGCGUGCACUCGGCGAAAAAUUACGACGACUUUCGGUUCGACAACGACAUAAGUUUAUCCGGCUCGAACAGCGCAAACAGCCUGACUUCGGAGACGCUUAAACUGCUCCAGCGUAGCAUGAGUGGUUACGACUGCUCUCUGCCAACCUCUCCGAAUGCGUCCUCCACUGGGCCCAGCACGAGAUAUUUUCGCGGAUCGCAACAGCUCAGCGACCUGAAUCAUAACUACGAGCCUAACAACACCACUUCUCUCUUCGGUGUUAAUCAGUCUCUGUCACGUUCCAAUUCCCCGCCCGACAACGACUCAAGUCUGCUGUCCAAUUUAGAUAGUACCAACAUUUUGGACAUGAUUAGUUACCUCACCAUUAGCCAGCAACAGCAAAGUGGACACAACCAACAUCAGUACGGUAACAACAACAAUAAUAACAACAACUGCAACAGCAACAGUAAUGGCAGCUCACACUCGCAGUAUAAUCAGCUUCCGAAUUUAAAUCAAUUCUAUCAGCAACACCAAUCACAGGGGGGAUCUUCCUUUGGGAAUGGAAAUUGCGCCAGAGAUUCUCCUGGUAACAGUGGAAGUAGUUUAGCAAGUGACUAUGAACGGUUACAGAACCUACAGGCCCUCAGCACCCUGCGUCUAUUGCAGCAAUCCCAGCAGCUAUCUCAAUUCCAAUUGCAGCAAUACCAAUUCAAUCAGCUGCUACCCAACUACAAUAGCACUCAGCUUAAGAACUGGGCCCUGCAGAACUCAUCCUCAUCGUCCACCAGCAGCAGUGGCAACGAUAUCAAUCUCGACCGGAUUGCACGUUUUCAUCGUUCAUCUGCUGCUCAUUACGAUGCAACGUGCACAUGGAGUGGGGUGCUUCCCCCGCGCUCUCAUCGGCUGGUAACUUAUUCGUCGAAAAUUUUCCUCGGUGGAAUGCCUUGGGAUAUAAGCGAACAAUCACUGGUGCAGAUCUUCAAGCCCUUUGGCUCCAUCAAGGUCGAGUGGCCUGGUAAGGAGCAGCAAGCGAUUCAACCCAAGGGAUACGUGUAUAUUAUUUUCGAAUCGGACAAACAGGUCAAAGCGUUGCUUCAAACCUGUACCUACACAGACGCGAAUAGUUACAACGGUUCUUGUCGUGGGAACAACCCGACCUCUUCGGGAGCUUUAACGUACUCGUCAUCCACUUGCGAUGAUCAGCAGCUUCAACUUCAACAACCAGGACAGCAUCAACAGUUGAUGCAAAAUAAACUCCUCCCUCCACCGGGAGCACGAAUUAAUUUCAAGAUUUCCUCGAAGCGCAUUAAAUCGAAGGAUGUGGAAGUGAUUCCAUGGAACAUUGCGGACUCCAACUACGUCAAGUCUACUUCACAGAAGCUCGAUCCGACAAAGACCGUUUUCGUUGGGGCGCUACACGGUCAGCUGACAGCCGAGGGUUUGGCGAAAAUCAUGAACGACCUGUUCGAUGGGGUGGUGUACGUUGGAAUCGACACGGACAAGUACAAGUACCCGCUUGGGUCGGCUCGGGUCACUUUCAACAAUUCCCGUUCGUAUAUGAAAGCCGUGGUAGCGGCGUUCAUCGAAAUCAAGACGGCCAAAUUCACGAAAAAGCUGCAGGUGGAUCCGUAUCUGGAGGACUCACUGUGCUCGAUGUGUGGAGUACAACACGGACCAUACUUUUGUCGGGAGAUUGUCUGUUUCAGAUAUUUCUGUCGAUCAUGCUGGCAAUUCCAACACAAUCGGGACAGUUCCCUUCAAAAUCACAAACCACUGACGCGCAACUCGAAAUCCACAACGAUCGUCGGGGUCGGUCCCCAGCAGACCACGGUGUCACAACAGCAUCAUACACAAUCACAACUCCAUUACCAUCACAGCCAUCAACAACAUCAGCAGCAGCAUCAUCAUGGCCACUCCCAGCAUCAUUCUUAUCAUUCGCUGCAUAGUUCGCCCAAGUCGCCUUCUCCACCGUGCAAUAGCAGCAACAGUUCAGCAGAUUCAUCGCCGGUCUCCUGCCACGGGCCGGCCAAUCUGCACCAGCAGCUGCAGCAACAAUUUGGAAACCUCUAAGCUAAUCAGUGAGUGACAAACAGCUUAUUUUCUAUUGCCUCUAAAAACUCCACUCGGUUGCAAGAUCUUCCUCCUACGGUAAUCAAACACAAGUGUCAUUCUGUGGCACCGUAAGCUCAACCCGAAUUUAAUUCGUUAUCUCGUAGAUGCUAUUGUUGAUCAUUUGCAAUCUUCCUACCACAUCUUUUAGAUAUUUAUCAAUACACAGCAAGUAGCUUGCGGAAGCCAAAACAAUUUCGUCAGGUGCUGUGGGUUGCGUAUGGCACAGAAAAUACAUCUUCGCGAAUUCGCUUUGGGAUAUUUCCACGUAUGAAAUUUCCUUUGUGCAAAGGAAUUUCGCCAGACGGAUUGUGGUGAAACUGGAUUUCUCACAAUCCUUUCACAUACACAAGCACUUCAAUUCGUAACAUUUCUAAUACGCUCAGCUGAAUGUGCUAAUUUAGUAAUAAUAGCGUAUUAUUAUUAUUUAAAUUAUACUUUGUAAGGUAGUUUCAAGCUUUGCAUUGGCGCAAUUAAAAGGUGCUGAUAUUAUGAGUAGCGGCAUUACAUCGAAGGACCGCACCAAACCAGUCGAAAGGGAAAUGAAAUGAAUUGUUUGUGAAUGCCAUGGGUUUAGACCGAAAAAGCACAUCCAGCAUCUACCGGAAUGAGAGGCACGCGGCACUAGGCUAGGAACCGAUAUGUUUUUGAUUACUUUUAAGCGGAUCGCAGUUUUUAAAGAAAACCGUUUAGAGCACAAAACACACAAAACAAGACAGGUGAAAAACAGGCCAACAAAAGUAAGAAAGAACACACUGUGAGGAAAAGCUUCUUUUAUACAACAAUUUUAAACGUCGAAUGCUAGGGAUGUUAGAAGGAAGAAUUAAAAGAAGAAAAAAUUGUCGUUUUUAGUUAGGGUGAAAAAAUGCUGUUGCCUUCACCAGCGGAAAAGCGGAGAAUUACUACCAGAAUGAAUGCAGUUAGAUUUUUAAAACUUUCUGAGGAAUGUUGUGUUUCGAAAGUAAGUAAUAUCAACCAGCAGUUAUAUUAUUCUACAUAAUUAUUUAUAGUUUUUGUUGUUUAUAAUAUUUAUUUAUUACUACUGCUGAGGUAGACUUUGUUUAACGAUAGGGAAUUUGGUAGUCUCUAGAUGAACUUUUUUUCUUUGUAGGGUGAUUUAUUGUACAAUUACCGGUAAAAGGUAACAUGCUAUCUCAUUUUUCGUUUGAUUGCAUUUAGGCACUUUAAAAUGCAUUUAUAUUUAUAUCUAUCGAACGCAUUAUAAUCAUUGCGCGAUAGCAGCUGUUUGGCUUGUGUAUAUGUUAUUUAUUCGUUUUUUUGUGAACCAUACAUUCCCAGAAUGAAUUCUGGUACAUAUUUAUUAUUACAUAAACUUUGUUUAUCUGCA
Messenger RNA from Topomyia yanbarensis, 4543 nucleotides. RefSeq names its product cytoplasmic polyadenylation element-binding protein 4 (gene orb). The coding region runs from base 583 to 3156 and encodes 857 amino acids. Gene Ontology annotation, molecular function: mRNA 3'-UTR binding; translation factor activity, RNA binding; ribosome binding. The record is from RefSeq and is a predicted model, not a curated record. Gene Ontology annotation, biological process: negative regulation of cytoplasmic translation. Gene Ontology annotation, cellular component: nucleus; synapse; neuron projection. Lineage: Eukaryota; Metazoa; Arthropoda; Insecta; Diptera; Culicidae. The transcript has 9 exons.